Messenger RNA from Dujonia railenensis, 1329 nucleotides. The record is from the annotation of a GenBank genome assembly. Lineage: Eukaryota; Fungi; Ascomycota; Pichiomycetes; Serinales; Debaryomycetaceae.
AUGACCGAGUUGCAGGCCCGUCAAAAAUCUCAACGUUUAUUGAACAAAAUGAAAUCCAAUAACAGCCUUGCCAAGAAUGGCUCCAAGAACAAGCUUGAGCAGUUCAACCUCUACAAACAGAAGGCCAAAAAUAUAUCUAACCCCAAUGAAUUAUUACCUGGGUUAAAUGACAUAUCGGAUGCAUUUGAGGCGUUGCCUUUGGAUUUAAUCAAAUAUUUCACACUUUUGAAAGAAAUCGAUGCCAAAUGUAUCAAUACAGUUCCACAAAUUAACAAUUCCAUCAAGACCUACAUUAAUAAUCUUCACGACGAAGAGCAGAAGACUACAGACCCAAACUCAACUAGGCGUCUUUCUGUGAUAAGAGACAAGAUCUUGGAGAUUAUCCCAUGUCUAGAAGAGAAAAUGCAUGUUGCCUCCGUGGCCACCGAUUUGUUACAUAAGCACAUGUACAGGAUCAAUAAUGACUACAAGCUAAUCAUAAAUAAUAACGAAAUUCCCGAAUCGAUCAGAAUCGGUCCGUUGAAUCAUCCAGCCAUGAUCAUGGACAGCCAGGCGCCCAGCGAUUUGCACAAUCCGAAUAGGUCCGCUCAAAGUCAGAGGCUGGAGAGCAGAAGGGAGGCGCUAGCUGCCAAGAAAGCCAAUAAGGAUGACACGGGAACUGAAGACGACUUGAACAACUCAGCCAGUGUAUCCACAUUGGCAACAUUAACUGCAGGUGGGAAGAAAAAGGGCCCAAAGGGCAGAGAUGCAGUGCCGGCAAUGGAAAAGUCUGGAUCUGGAGUCGCUGGUGGGAGCGGAAAUGCCACCACAACUAAAAAGAGAUCAAGAAAGGAGUUGAACCAGGACGAACUCUCCAGACCAAACACUCCAAGCAAUGCCAAUUUCUCUGUGAAUUCAUUCAAAGGCAAGAAUGGGAACGCCAACAAUGGUGGUAAUAUUAACAAUAACAGCGCAUCCAGUGGCACGAAUAACCCAAACAGCAAUUCAUCUAAUUCCACAUUCAACAGUGGUGCGAACUCAUCUGUGAGUUCCAAUGGUGCAGUCAAGAAAAGAAAUACAAAGCCCAAGAAAGAAGAUAUAUUUGUCAAUGUGGAGAUUACCUCAACCAAUAACUCAGGCAACAAUAACAACAGUACCAGUUCAGGUAAUACCGAACCUACAUACUGCUAUUGUAACCAGGUAUCGUUCGGAGAAAUGGUGGGAUGUGACGGAGACGACUGUAAGAGAGAAUGGUUCCAUUUACCAUGUAUCGGAUUCAAGAAUCCACCAAAGGGGAAGUGGUACUGUGAUGACUGUGUGGUAAAGAUGAAGAAGUCUAAGAAGAUUUAA